CUAUGUAAAUCUUGGUGUCAAAAUUUUGUAUAAAAGUUAAUAAAAGUCGACUUGAAUCGCAUUCCACUAGAACCUCAACAUUGACGAGAUGAGCUUUAUGCAUCUGAACUCGCAUCCCGUGGAUGGAUGCCAGCGGGUCAGUUACCGUCAGACCUCAGCCAUCGGGCUAUUGAACAAAGAUGAAAUCGACGGCAGGGACGACAGCGCCACUGGCGAUGGUGUCAUCAUUUGCAAGAAGCUAGUCCUCGGCUGCAAGCCAGAGGAGAACGACGACUACCGUCCGUUCAUCUUUGAGCCGACGUGGUGUGUGUAUAUCAAGGCGCUGGACAAUGUCGACAUGGGUGGCUAUGUAAAACGGGUGACGUUCCGGAUGUCGCCUCGUCUGCCUUUGCGCCUGCAUGUGGCCGAUGCCUCACCCUUCGAGAUAACCGAGGUGCUGAGCACCGAUUUCCCGAUAGAGCUGCAGGUGGAAUAUCUGGAUGCCAGUAUGUCACCCACCACAUACAUGUACAAGCCGAACGAUGUUUUCGAUGGCAAAUAUAAUGUGGACGAUCGCAUGAAUUUCCUAGGGCACGAACGCACCGACAAAAUGUUCUUCGUGAAUCCAUCGACCGACACGCAGCUAACGCUUACAACUUCCGCACCGCAGCCCCUGCUCCAGCCACCGUCCCUAACCCCUACACAGGCCAGGACUAUCGCGGAGAAGCGGGCCAAAAAGCAAAAGCCAUCCAGGCCCAGCAAACAGAGCGCCAACUCUCAAAUCACACGAACAGCUCCCCGGCCCAUAUUCAAUUUGUGUCUGCCAUAGCUACACAU
Messenger RNA from Drosophila grimshawi, 816 nucleotides. RefSeq names its product YEATS domain-containing protein 4. Gene Ontology annotation, biological process: regulation of DNA-templated transcription. The transcript has a single exon. The record is from RefSeq and is a predicted model, not a curated record. Bases 89 to 808 code for a protein of 239 amino acids. NCBI's taxonomy places the organism in Eukaryota, Metazoa, Arthropoda, Insecta, Diptera, Drosophilidae.